This is a messenger RNA of Chondrus crispus (carragheen), 249 nucleotides long. NCBI's taxonomy places the organism in Eukaryota, Rhodophyta, Florideophyceae, Gigartinales, Gigartinaceae. The record is from the annotation of a RefSeq genome assembly.
AUGGAUUCUAUUGUUUCAGCUGCAUCUGUAAUAGCUGCUGGUCUUGCUGUAGGUUUAGCUGCCAUUGGCCCAGGUAUAGGACAAGGAAGUGCAGCUGCAAAUGCUGUCGAAGGUAUAGCAAGACAACCAGAAGUUGAAGGUAAAAUUAGAGGGACUCUUUUAUUAAGUUUAGCUUUUAUGGAGUCACUAACAAUUUAUGGAUUAGUAGUUGCUUUAUCUUUACUAUUUGCUAAUCCUUAUACAGGUUAA